AAAUAUUUAUAAUUUUAUACCUGAUUCCUGAACUUCAGAACCUGAUACGGUGAGGUGAGCAGUUGAGACUUGAGAGAGGCGGAGAGCAGAGAAUCAGAGAAAGGCUGAGGCGGAGAACAGACUGGAGACUAGAGAGAGGCGGAGAGCAGAGACUAGAGAGAAAGAUUGUCGUUGCCCAGUAUCUAUUGCAAUGACAGACUCCUCCAACAAGAAGCUACAAGGCAAAGUAGCCAUAAUCACUGGUGGGGCAAGCGGCAUAGGCGAGGCUACCGCGCACCUUUUUGCCCAACAUGGUGCACGCAUGGUUGUGAUCGCCGAUAUCCAAGACCAACUGGGUCACCAAGUAGCCGCUUCCAUAGGCAUAGACAAGUGUCAAUACGUGCACUGUGAUGUUUCCGAUGAAGACCAAGUCAAGAACAUGGUUGAAUCAAUUGUCCAGAAACAUGGCCAGCUCGACAUCAUGUUCAGCAACGCUGGGACAGCGAGUAGCUCUGAUCAGACAAUCCUCGAGCUCGACAUUUCAGGGUUCGAAAAAGUGAUCAAAAUCAACACGCGCGGCAUGGCUUUGUGUGUGAAACACGCGGCGCGUUCGAUGGUUGAGAGGCGCGUGAAGGGGAGCAUAAUAUGCACAGGAAGUGUAGCCGCUAGCCAAGGUAGAAAUAUGUUCACAGAUUAUUGCAUGUCAAAGCACGCAGUGCUGGGUCUGGUUCGAGCGGCAAGUGUGCAACUUGGGCAGCAUGGGAUUAGAGUGAACUGUGUAUCACCCUCUUUGGUGGCUACACCAAUGUCAUGUGGUGCAUGUGGAAUGGGUGCAGAGCAAAUGGAGAAGAUUUCUGAAUCAACUUCAACCUUGAAAGGGGUUGUGUUGAAGGUGGGAGAUGUUGCCAAUGCUGUGCUCUUUCUUGCAUCUGAUGAUUCUGGUUUUGUCACUGGACUUGACUUGAAGGUUGAUGGGGGCCACUUAGGUAGUAGGUAAUCAAGCUCCAAUGAGUAUUGUUUUAAUUGAGAUGGAAAGCAAAGAGUUUUAACUUCAACCAUGUAGUCUUGAAGAAAAUAAGUUUUAAGGAAAGUUUUUUAUGCAAA
Molecule: messenger RNA, 1083 nt
Organism: Quercus robur (English oak)
Lineage: Eukaryota; Viridiplantae; Streptophyta; Magnoliopsida; Fagales; Fagaceae
Product: (+)-cis,trans-nepetalactol synthase NEPS1-like
Exons: 2
Coding region: 191-976 (261 amino acids)
Molecular function (GO): oxidoreductase activity
Source: RefSeq, a predicted model, not a curated record